AUGUCGAUGAGUGCUGCAACUGUACUUGCUGGACCUGUUGUUGAGGUUCAAUCUGUACCUAUACCAGCACCACUACGAGGCCAGAUUCUAGUUCGUACUAUCUUUGCUUCUUCUAAUCAAAAAGAUUGUAAACGUUCUACAAUCUAUGGCCAGCCACCAUGCAAUCAAGGUGAUGAUGUUGCCGGCAUAGUUCACCAGAUUGGUGCCGGUGUUGUCGGUUUUUCGGUUGGGGAUAGAGUCGCCGGUUUCCAUAAUCCCGGCACCGAGCACGGAACAGACGCUGAGUACACCAUCUUGUGGGCAUAUGCAGCCUUUCAUAUUCCCGAGAACGUCAGCUUCGUGGAGGCGAGCACAGUUCCUCUGACGGGAACGACAGCUGCUGUUGGUCUGUGGAGAGUGUUGUGUGUGACUGAACCAUGGCAUGCAGCUUCACAGGGUGGCGAAAGGAAUGCAAUUAUAAUCUAUGGCGCGGGUAGCGCAGUGGGUAAUUUCGCCAUUCAGCUAGCUAGACUGAGCAACUUGCAUCCAAUUAUCGCCGUCGCUGGCAAGUCCAUCAGCUUUGUGGAAAGUCAACUAGAUGCACAGCAGGGAGAUCGUGUGGUGGACUAUCGGGGAGAAGAGUCUGGAAUCAUUGAAAGGAUCAGACAGGCGCUCAAAGAGGCGAAUACUACUGCCAACAUCGCCUUCGAUGCGAUCUCAGAGGGUGCGAGUCAAAACAUUCUGGGCGCUGUCCUCGAGAAAACAGGCCAUAUCGCAACUGUGUUACCUUUGCAACAGGCUACUGGGAGGCUUGCCGAUAUCAAAAGAACUUUCACCAUAAGCCCCCUUGUAUUCACAUCUCCAAGUGAGACUGAGCUUAACCCUAGUGUAAAUCACUGGCUCGCAAAGACAUUUUUCGGCUUCGUGGAGCUUGCAAUGGCGGAUGGUAGCUUGAAAGGACAUCCUUAUGAGAUCAUACCUGGAGGACUUGAUGGCAUCCAGACGGGAUUGGAGAAAUUGAAAAAUGGGAAUGCAAGUGCUUUGAAAUAUGUGUACGAGAUUAGCAAGGCGUGA
This is a messenger RNA of Exophiala bonariae, 1053 nucleotides long. RefSeq lists its product as uncharacterized. Gene Ontology annotation, molecular function: oxidoreductase activity, acting on NAD(P)H. The transcript has a single exon. Bases 1 to 1053 code for a protein of 350 amino acids. The record is from RefSeq and is a predicted model, not a curated record. Lineage: Eukaryota; Fungi; Ascomycota; Eurotiomycetes; Chaetothyriales; Herpotrichiellaceae.